CGUGGGGUUCUGGCAAUAGGAUUUGGUGCUUGACCCAUGGAUCUCUGUUCGGAUGACGCGCUCCAAAGCACGAGCCACGGCCAUUUGGGCGCUUCUGGCGGUGCCUCUUUGGCUAGGUGUCUCCAAUGCAUCAAUCCCAUCGAUCCCUGUGCUGGAGCCUGGUAGCGCUCAGUUAGCCACGGCCUUCCGCCAGCUGGGCGCCUUCCAAACGCCCCUGGCCGGCGCGACGGCGGCCGCGACGCAGCGGUGCUUUGGGGACUUUGCUGCGAUGCUGGCGCAGCCUGAAGAGGAGAAGCGCCUUCAUGUUUCCCAUGACUUGUUGGAACUGCAUGGCUAUCAGCCACGAGGAGAAUUGGGUGAACGCUACAACGCGCACCGCUCGGGCUUCAUCUUCCAUGGCUCCAAAGCUGCGCCAUGGGUGAACCCUGAAGUGGAGGAGCGCAUUUCGAUCUGGAGGGCAGACAUUUGGCAGUUGGCUGGCAGGAUCUUUGAUGCCUUGAUCCAAGAGCUUGACCUCAAGGCGAUUUCUGCCGGUCAUUUCAGCCGCCAUGGGCCGUUCGACAUGGUGUCCCACUCGCAGUUCCAGGUGAAGGAGAUGCAUCCGGUGGCUGCAGGGCCAAAUGCGAAGGUCGUUCGCCUACCACUGCACCAAGAUCCCAGCUUCCUUUCGCUGCUGAUCCACCACUCCUCCGAGCCACCGGGACAAGGCUGUGAGUUUUGGCUGGACCAGGAGCAGCGCUUCCUCCCGCUCGCCAGGUCUGGCCCCACAGUCUGCACGGUGAUCAUCGGCCAGCUCUUCCACCUGCUGCUGGGACGAAGGAGCUUCGCAAAAGGCAAGCACAGAGUGGUGACCAGGGCCGCAGAUAUGGAGAAACCGCGCAUCUCUGCCACCUUCUUUUUUCAGCCAUCGCCCGAUCAGCUGUUGACACCCCUGGUGAGUGGAGAAGAGACACCAGAGACGAUCCAGACCUUCCGCGAGCGCCGGCGCCGAAGCUACGGCCGCUUCGCCCGGGCGGCGCUGGGGCCGAGACCAAAAGGACGCAGCGGAUGGAUGGACCCCAGAGGGGGGGUGGCGGUGGGUAUUUGGAAGCGGGAGCGGGUGGAAGUUGGAGAAGAGCAGGUGAAACAUGGUGAAACGGUGGAGGUGAAGGGGUGA
Molecule: messenger RNA, 1156 nt
Organism: Durusdinium trenchii
Lineage: Eukaryota; Dinophyceae; Suessiales; Symbiodiniaceae
Source: the annotation of a GenBank genome assembly